GGAACAUUCUGGAAACCCCAAUAGAGCAAGAAGCAACAACAAUGCCAACCAGCGCUCCCAGUACGAGGAUCCUGCCUGCAACUGGCAGACCUGGGACACAAUCUAAAGAUGCAGCUUCUUCCACAGGAAACAUUCCAGACUAUGAGCCAAACAUCCCUGAGCCCACGUGCAGAGCUGAUCUUCUAAAACACUGGAUCAACCUGUCCCUGGAUGACAAGACGGCCAAUAAGAUGCUGUGGAUCACAGCGGGAGGAUCCCAGGUGUCCCGCAUGACUGAUGACGUCACCUGUCCUGUCCUGGACAGACCAGAGAGAUAUGAGCAUGUCCCUCAGGUGCUUUGCAAAGAAGGAAUCCUGGGAUUCCGUGGUUACUGGGAAGUUAAAUAUUCAGGAUGGGUGGUCGUUGGCGUCGCCCAUGAAGGGGCAGCGAGGAGGGGAAGUGACGGACCGUGUGGGCUGGGAGAAAAUGACGAGUCCUGGGGUCUUGGCUGGGGAGGAUCACACUACCAGCUGUGGUUCAAUGGCAUCAACACAGAGAUCUGGGAUAUUCCCCAGUGCACCACCAUUGGGGUGUACCUCGACCAUCCGGCUGGCGUCGUCAGUUUUUAUGCCGUUGAAGAGGAAAAGGAGGAAGAGGAAGGCGGAGGCAGGAAGCAGAUCAGACUGCUGCGGCAGAUGAAAAGCUCCUUCAAGGGAAGAAUGAUGCCAGGUUUAUGGGUAGGACAAAAAUCAUCAUGUACAUUUGUUGAAAAAGAGCAAUAAAGGAAAAAAAGAAAGACAAAAUAAGCUACUUGAGGGUUCAGUGCCUUGCCCAGGGACACAUCAGCAGACAGAGUAGUAAAAGCAGGUAUGUAACCCACGACGACCAGCUCUACCACUGAGCCACCCUCAACUAGAAAAUAACAACAUGUGUACACACAAUAUUUAUACAUUUGUUAAGAAGCUGCUAUUUAGCCAUUUGUGUGUGCAAUGUGUUCAUACUGCCAACAAUGAAUGAUGAAUAUUGAUCACCAGUGUCAUAUCAUUCAUAUAUACUAUAUAUACAUAUGUCGUGUCAUUGUGUGCUUUAUAUUGUGGAAAUAUCUACAUAAUCUGCACUUUAAAUAAAAUGUGUGACUAAUCAAAAUUAA
Molecule: messenger RNA, 1129 nt
Organism: Solea senegalensis (Senegalese sole)
Lineage: Eukaryota; Metazoa; Chordata; Actinopteri; Pleuronectiformes; Soleidae
Product: tripartite motif-containing protein 16-like protein
Exons: 5
Coding region: 42-761 (239 amino acids)
Molecular function (GO): protein binding
Source: RefSeq, a predicted model, not a curated record